Penicillium pulvis is the source of this 942-nucleotide messenger RNA. RefSeq names its product putative MYB family conidiophore development protein FlbD (gene flbD). The record is from RefSeq and is a predicted model, not a curated record. Gene Ontology annotation, cellular component: nucleus. Gene Ontology annotation, molecular function: DNA-binding transcription factor activity, RNA polymerase II-specific; RNA polymerase II cis-regulatory region sequence-specific DNA binding. Lineage: Eukaryota; Fungi; Ascomycota; Eurotiomycetes; Eurotiales; Aspergillaceae. Bases 1 to 942 code for a protein of 313 amino acids. Gene Ontology annotation, biological process: mitotic cell cycle; positive regulation of transcription by RNA polymerase II. The transcript has a single exon.
AUGGCUCCUUCUCACCGCCGUGGACCUUGGGUCCCCGAAGAAGAUCAACUGUUGUUGCAGCUAGUCCGUGAACAAGGCCCAAACAACUGGGUGCGCAUCUCCCAACACAUGCACUACCGCUCACCAAAACAAUGUCGGGAACGCUUCCACCAAAAUCUCAAGCCUUCGUUGAACCGUGAGCCCAUCUCCUCAGAUGAGGGGCUCAUGAUCGAGCGCAUGGUCAACGAAAUGGGCAAGCGCUGGGCCGAGAUUGCCCGCCGACUGGGAAACCGCAGCGACAACGCCGUGAAGAACUGGUGGAAUGGAAGCAUGAACCGGAAACGCCGUGGUCUCUCAUCAACACCGACAGUCUCCCGGACCUACAGCGGCCGGGUCGAGGCACCAUAUGCUCGGGCCUCAGUGGUGAGCCCAACUCGCCCUCGCUUUAGCACUCGCCCAUGGGACACCGAGUCUACAGCCUCCUCCGAUGCAUACUCUUCCCGCCGGGAAUCCAUGUCUACUACCGCCGCUCGUCAACUUUCUCCCAUUUACACUCUCCCCUCCAUCAACCGACCCAUCGAAACCCCCUUGACUUCGCCUGCUUUCUCCGAUGUUUCCAAUGCCCUUUCCAUCGAGCCUCCUUCCAUGGUCUCGGAUCACAACUCGGUCUGCUCUUCUUCUCCGCGUACUAUUCCUUCCCCGCAGCUACUUCCGUUGCCGGUCGACUUGCGUGCACAGUACGAUACCCGCCGUCCCAGCGUGGCAUCCGUACAAGUGAUUGAGGAUUCCCCAAGCUACCCCGCCAGAUCAUUGGAAUCACUCUCCGACAUUGCCUCAAAACGGCGGUGGAUGGAACACCAGCCUACACUAGCAUCGUGGCACCAGCCCGUCGAUCUACCCAAGGCAUAUACGCCCGAAGCUCCCCGCGAUACUCGCAUGGGAGUCAACAACCUCUUGAACUAA